UUCAGCUUUCCCAGCGCAGCUGUGGGGACGCGGCCGGCACUAGGACCUGCCCGGAGCCUCUCGGCCGCAGCCGCUGCGGAGCGGACGAGCGCAGCCGAGCCGGGCUGGGAGCCCCGCACCGGCACCGGGCACGGCGGGGCCCGUGCGUGCCCCGUGCCCGCCCAUGCUGCAGCUCUACCCGGUCACGGCCUCGCUGCUCAUCGGCACGGCCAGGGCAGCGUGCGACGAGGAGCUGCUGGAGCGGGAGGGGGUCACCUUCUGCGUGAAUGUCACCCGGCAGCAGCCGUUCCCCGGCCUGCGGCGCGUCCGCGCCAUGCGGGUGCCGGUGCUGGACGACCCCGCCGAGGACCUGCGGCGCUUCUUCGAGCCGUGCGGAGCCGCCAUCGAGGCGGCCGUGCGCGCCGGGGGCCGGGCGCUGGUGUACUGCAAGAACGGCCGCAGCCGCUCCGCUGCCAUCUGCACCGCCUACCUCAUGAGACACCGGCAGCUCCCGCUCAAGGACGCCUUUGAGGCUGUGAAAACUGCCAGACCCGUAGCAGAACCGAAUGCAGGAUUUUGGUCUCAGCUGCAGAAAUAUGAAGAAGAAUUGCAGAUAGCAAAGCAGUCUGCUCUGCCAAGCAAAGAACUUAAAAAAUAGCAAGUGUGAAGAUACUUUAAAGAAAAUGAAGUGACUUGCUACAGACUUUAAAAAAAUGAAAAAAGGUCAUUUCCUAAAUCUCCUGUAUAUAAAACACUUUAUCCCCUUAACUGAGUUGAUGGUUCAUUAAAUUCAUCC
Prinia subflava (tawny-flanked prinia) is the source of this 775-nucleotide messenger RNA. RefSeq names its product dual specificity phosphatase 28 (gene DUSP28). The transcript is spliced from 2 exons. Bases 164 to 637 code for a protein of 157 amino acids. Gene Ontology annotation, biological process: protein dephosphorylation. The record is from RefSeq and is a predicted model, not a curated record. NCBI's taxonomy places the organism in Eukaryota, Metazoa, Chordata, Aves, Passeriformes, Cisticolidae. Gene Ontology annotation, cellular component: cytoplasm. Gene Ontology annotation, molecular function: protein tyrosine/serine/threonine phosphatase activity.